CGAGUAACCUCCAUAAACCAGCAACACUCACUACUUUUCCAUAAUUUUUUUUUGCCUGUCUGUACCAUAUGACGUGAUGUUAGAGAGUCACAACAUUGAGAUUAUUUCUUUGUUUUUAUCAUCGUUCAGUCAUGGAAUCGUCUGCUCUGAAUGCUGCACACGAGAAGAUAAGACGAGCAGAGGCUUUAACAAGAGAAGGAAAAUUUGCAGAAGCCGCAGAGUGCCAUGACAAAGUAGCGGAUGUUCUCAAUGAAGUACAUUCGCAAAUAUCUGCUAGUUUGAUUGACGAAAGAACAUCAAGUAACGGUCACAAAAAAUUAAUACCGCUCGUGCCAUCUAUGCAAUCUUUAAUAACACUUGAAUCACUGGCGUUGCAACGAGAUUAUCACACGAGGCAGUCCGAGGUCGUUAGAAUGAAACAAGCACAGUUUGAGGAAUACAAAAAUACUCUAGAAACGCAACAACGUAAUCUUCUGAACAAAUUGAUGCCAAAAGUGACAGAAAAAGAGAGCGGUAAUCUGGAAAUGGAGAAGUGCGAAGGUGGAUCGUCGAAACAAGCGAUAUUCCGGACGAUUGAAGAACAAGAUGUUCUACUGAAUCUUAUGUCGGUUUCGGAUGAUAACGCCUUUCGACAUCCAAAGGAUGCAGGCACAGUUAUUGAGGAACUGCGGACGCUGAAUAAUCAUUUAAGAACAUUAGUGGGGAAUUUGUUGUGUCAGUUAGAAGCAAAAGAACGUGAGGUUCAAGUACUGACUGAAAGAAUUAAAGUUAUGUCUUCGGAUGGAGAUGCCGAGGUGUGUUCUAAUGGAAGUCACUCCAAGAGAUUAGCGCCACUCCCUCCAUUAGCGCCGCUCGAAAUGCCUUUGUUCGAUUUCAAUUCCUCCUGAAUAUUGACCAAUAAGAUUUUCCUCAUUCCAUUUGUUUCCCACUAUUUAAAAAACCAAGUUUUUGUUAUUGAAAUUUCUAACCUUCGAAUCUAACAAAAAAAUAUUUUCGUUCAAAUUUCUCAAUUCCUCAAGUGUUCGGUCAUCUUUGCUCAGUUUUUCUGUGGAUUCUUGAGCUCGAACUUUUAGAAAUUUUUGGAAACAUUCUAAACGUUGCAUUCUUAGAAUGCGAGUUAUAGUGUAGGAAUACUUUUCAUUGUUUAAAUUAUUGACAAAAUAUUGAGAAAGGUGCAAUAUUUUAUGACGAGGCUAAAUCCAAUUAGUCUUUCAGAAAAAAAGAUUCAUCGAAUUUAUUGAUCUGAUCAUUUAAUGCUUCUCUUUAUAAAAAAUGAACCUACCUUUUUUUAACGCGAGGCACAUGUAUUUAAUGACAAAAGAAUUCGAUACGUCAAGUUUUUAAAUGAAUUAAUGUACAAAAUAUCUUGAUAGCGAGAUUGCAUAAAAAUUAAAAGAUUGUUUGCUAACUAAUUACUGAAGUGCGUUGGAUAGAAUAUCUAUUCUCCAUUCGAUCGAGUGAUUACAGAGUCAACUCCUGUAAAUUGUGAAGUUUUUACGAAUAUGCGAUCGUUUUAUGUUCGCUAUUUGAUCAAUGUACAAAGUUUUAUUGUUUCACUAUAAAUAAAUUAACAAUGCCAA
Venturia canescens is the source of this 1580-nucleotide messenger RNA. Its product is annotated as nuclear receptor-binding factor 2-like. Gene Ontology annotation, biological process: autophagy. NCBI's taxonomy places the organism in Eukaryota, Metazoa, Arthropoda, Insecta, Hymenoptera, Ichneumonidae. The record is from RefSeq and is a predicted model, not a curated record. The transcript has 3 exons. Bases 132 to 887 code for a protein of 251 amino acids.